AUGGCCGUCGCAGCCUGACACCCCGUGCGAGUCUCGACGCACCCUGUGUUUCUCGUGUCGCCAAGGGGAUUGUGACCACUCGUGCGAGCCAGAAAAUCACCUGAGUACGAGGCAACGGACAACUGCGACGAUCUCGCGAAUUCGCUUACGGAUCACGAGGAUUCACGAGGGAGGAGACGACGCUGCGAAAAAAUUCGCGUCGUCAAGAAGGAAGGAGCGUUAUCCGACAAGGCGACGGCGACGAAAAAAUCCGUCAAGCUGGCGCCGUUCAAGUUACGUUUCUCGAAGAUGCUGAAGUCGCGGAGUACCGGCGAUAACCGCAGCAACAGCGUGGAGACCGAGGAACAGCAACGGCAGGUCGAUCGAUCGUCGCUACCCUCGGACGAGUACGCGGAUGCGGCCGAGACAAAGACGGACAAGAACUGUUUGUCGGUGAGGAACGAACAGACGAUCCCCAGCUCGCCCCCGCCUUCGUACGAGCACGUCCUCGAGGAGACACGAAUGGAAUCGUCGGCCGUCGCGUUACGGGAGGCGAAGGAGGGAGACAAGGAGAAGCAGUUCCUCGGGAAUGAGAAGAGCACGCCGGUGGAGGCCGAGGGCGGUGAUGGGGGCGACGACGGUGGUGGCGGGCCCGGAGGCGGUGUGGAUAGAAGAGCGGCUAAAGGACCCAAGAUACUGCACAAAUCGAGCAAAGAAUUCUACAAGGCAAUGGCGAAACAGUGGGGCAUAACUUGCAAGAUGAGCGAUCACUGCAGGUGCUUGGAUUGUCAGAGUCAUUACUUCGACUGCGACUACGAGAAGGACGAGCAAGAGAAGGGCGACGGCGGCCUCAGCGCCGGAACACCGAUGUUCAUCUCCGAGGUGAUGCACGGUACCGCCUGCGCCCUUCUGUAAGAAUCGUCGCUUCCACUCCGGUACCGCAUCUCCCGACGGGCAAGACGUCUACCUGAUUAUUACACGCACAAAACGGAGAGUCGACGCCUAACUAAGCGCGGCGAGUCAGCCUCGGCAAUAGCGCGUCGUCUCGCGCGAUAUACAUUUAUAUAUUCUACUAAUAUAUAAAGAGAAUACACGAUGUGCGUCACAUAUUACACACACACACACACACAAAGAGAGAAAGGACAGAGAAAUAUCUCCGCUCGUUUCACCAACGUAGGACGAGGAAGCUGUUCGCGCGCGAUGCACGCCGACCUUCCUGUGUCGCGCGAAAGCAACCAUAGAUUCUUUCGAUUUCUCGUACACGGAAGUCGUGCGUUCAACUUAGCGGAAGUAUAGCGAAGGAGAAAGAGACGCAACAAUGUGUAUAUAUUUGGCCAAGAAUUGAAAUAUCACGCAUCGUGAUACAAACAAUAGCACCUUGGACGGUAUUCUCUCGCGUUUACAUCGCGAUCGUAAUUUCUAUAAUUCUCGCGAAACGCGAAGGAAAUGGGAAAGCUUCCAUCACGGCGGUGGGUAUUUAAAUCAAUCAAACGUAUCCCGGAAGUCGAGUGUACGCUUACUUUGCCCUCCAACGAUUUGACAUUACCAACACUCGGAUGCAACGUGCGUGAUUGUUGUAGCGUGUUUCGUUGCGAAGAGCCAAUCGACUACGUUGUACCGAUCGGCCUAUAAAGUAUUUUCGAUAUUCCCGAUGACCCCGUGAUAUUACUCUCACGAAAUUCUCCACGCGAAUUCAUCCUCGUUCACGACCGGCGUAUGACUUUACAAGACCAAAGGGAAUCCGGUCGGUCAUCGCGUAGGCGUGGGGCUUUAUUACUGUCAAUUGCAUCGCGCUCGUUAGAAUUGGAGUUUUAUGAUAGAGUGAUGAGAGCCAUUGUGAACGUGACAGUGCAAAUAAGACGCCUCGUUUUCAUCGCUUUGUUACCGUCGCGCUUCAAACAUUCAUUUUGCCAAGCGCCGACGAUUGAUUUCAAUUGUAAAAUUGUUCGCGUUAAUUUUUGUCGCGCAGGUGUGUCAAAUGUAGCGUAAUUUUAUGUGCCGCGCAGCCGAGAAACGCUCGGAAAGAUUUCGACAUUUUUUCCAUUUGACGUAGCGUGUUCGAGUGUGCGCCCAUAGGUUACCGAGAACCUGACUAAAUGUUCUCGCUGAGUCGCCGAUACGCAAUGGCAGUUACGUUGACAAUUGCGAAUUUGUUCGAAUGUGACGUUAGGCGUAUAUCUGCAUCGAACGAUACGGAAAGUCGAAACAUAUGAUAUGUAAUACUCGACCCGUUCCGUUGCUGUUUUCCAUCGCGAAAUCGCCGGGAAACGCGACACAUCUCGAGCCUACUUUUCGAACUUUGUAAUAUCAUCGCGGAGCGUCUUUGAUAUUAAACCGUCGUACACAUCGAGAUUCUAAGGCGAGCGCGCACUACCAAGUGCGGAGCGCGCCGAAAUUUCAAUGUCGAAGACAUGGUAUUGUCGCGUGACUUUUUCUCGUAACAUUACUGACAUCCUCCGCGAAUAUCGAAAGAAACCGCGGCGUUUCUUCGUCGUCGUACUGGCGCGAAAAGGAAAUUCGCUUCUCUCUCCUCAGGGGGAAGAGGAGAUCCUCUUCGAGGAUACGUGCAUCGAAAAGCGGAGAUUUCACGCAUCCUGCUACGCGCAUUUCUCAACCGUAGUUAAAUAACUGACGAUUGUUAGAGAAAAAAAAGUAGUGAUUUUCCGCGAAGCACGCGCUCGAGGGGACGCGUCGAAACUCACGAAACACAUGAAAGUACAAUAGGUGACAAAAUGUCGUCGAGCACGCGCCCAACGAGGCGACGGUAAUCCUGCGAAUCCGUAGUGAUUCUCCGGACAACGAGCGAAGGAUUUUAGGGAAACAUGACACAGUACCUGCCUAAUACGAGUCUUUACGAAGAACCAUUUUUUCCGCACGUCCCGGCGAGCAGGGGAGAAACCGUGCGCGGUCUUCGCCGCGCUGCUUUUAUAUAAAACGUCCCCCCGUUAUACUCUUGUACUUUGAUUAACGACGGUCACUCUUUCAACGACAUGGCUUUCAUAUCCCGAUAUAUUUUCCCCUUGUAACGUCAGGUGCAUUGCACACGGCUCGCGGCGGUGGAUUUUUCGGGAACGCACUUUUCCGGCGCAGCGUCUUCUUUUACUCUCGAGAAAGUUUUCCGCCCUCCGUCGAUAUACGACGGAUCCGUUGCUACCGUUUCUACCGGAUACGCUCGUUCCAGGGACGAGAAAAUCGUACCCUUUUGCGUGCUCGUGAGGACAAUUUUCCGAUGCAGACGCGGACAAUUUCCCGACGAGAGCUAGAGCGAUUUAUCCGUUCGGGAAAUUAAAAACGCAAACGUCACCGAUAUUCGUAUGUUAUUGCACGCUGUUCGUUUGUUCGUUUAUAGUUUAUGCACGCGUAUGUAUGUGUCGUGUGUAUGCAUGUGUGUAUGUAUGUAUGAUACAGAGGUAAGUUAAACAAUAAUAGACAAAGAAUAUAUGCAUCUGUGACGCGAAAAGAAAUAUAUAUUAGUGGAUCGCGAUUAGAGAGAGAGAGAGAGAGAGAGAGAAAGAGAAUGAGGGAGAACACGACGAAAGCUGUUUAGCAUUACGAUCGGUGCUUCCGAUUAGCCUUAUUAUCGGAUGAAGUUACUGAUUAUCGGAUAAAAUAAGUUAUAAUGUCGCAACAGCUGUCGAAGGAUCACUGGACAAUUCUGACUAGACGGAAACACUAAUCGAAUCGUCACUUACGAAUUAUUUUUCAACAUCCUGCAGAGAGGGAUCGUUUUUAUCUCCUACACUACGUAUAAUUCGAAGGCACGAAUGAAUGAAGAUGCGAUUUAGCGUUAAUUAUUCGACUCGAUAACUGAGAAUGACGUACGCAGACCACGUCUACAGAUUGUCCGACCGACACGUGAUUCAGUUUCUCUCGACGGGAAUCGAUCGAGUGCCAUUUUCCUUCACGCAUACGCUUUAUCUCCGAGCAUCGUGGUGACUAUCGGUGAUAUCUAUACGGUCGCUCGAGGGCGGCUUAUAGUCUCUCCGUCAUUCUCAUUACUUCGUUUGCCUGUAAAUAUCCCGAAGCAUCAGAUAGCAAGUCCGCGACGAACGUAAGACAAAUAUUUAAACGUCGUCGACAUUCGAUCGUCGCAUUCGAUAGAGACGUACCGUUUACAAAUCGGUAUAGAUCCGGUCGGAGAAACGAGUAUACAUCGAUGCGCGGUAUCGGAGAACGAUCUUAUGAAUUGGCGACCGAAUCCGACUACGAUAGACCAGAAUAUUGUAAGAAAUGACACGGUGUAAACGAUCGGCGUAUCGUAUAUGCUAUAGCACAAAUCUCCGACAGUUAGUUCUAUUUUGUAAACUAUAAUCCACGGAAAGAAUCAGCGAGGCUGAGGUUGGCCGAAAUGUCAAUUUGUUCGCAGCCGAGCCACAAUUUGCUGUCGCAAAUGCGCUCUUCUCGUUCGAUGAGCAGCGUCUGUUCGUCGUUAAUUGGAAUAGUUCUCGCGUUUAAACCGAUCACGGAUCAAAGCUUAGGCGAGACGACACUCUGAGAUCUAGUCGACGUAUGUAUACAUAAAAUAUCUAUUCCGUGUACGUACGAUAUAUAGAGGAAAUGUGUAAUGCGGCAGAAAAUCAUUGUAUAGAGAAUACUGACUGUAAAACUCGAUGUACUCUAACAAACAGCACCAAUAAACGAGGCCUAACCAAAAACGAAAUUUUCAUUCCUAAAUUCU
Messenger RNA from Dinoponera quadriceps, 4657 nucleotides. RefSeq lists its product as uncharacterized. NCBI's taxonomy places the organism in Eukaryota, Metazoa, Arthropoda, Insecta, Hymenoptera, Formicidae. The coding region runs from base 289 to 894 and encodes 201 amino acids. The transcript is spliced from 4 exons. The record is from RefSeq and is a predicted model, not a curated record.